AUGCUCCUCCACACCAUCCUCGCCGCCCUCGUUGCUUCCCUCGCCGCGGCCGCCCCAGUGGCCGACGCAGCCGACGCCGUCGACGCCGCCGAAGCCAUCUCGCCACGGAACGCGUCCGCGCCUUGGGGCGACGACAGUGUCGGGCAACUGGGCGAGCGUGACAACCGACCUGGUCUUUCGCUCUGGUGCUUUGAGCAACUAGGGUGCCAAGGCAACCCCAUCCAAUUCUUUCCCUCCGAGUUCUACGACAUACCCUUUGACACCCCAUAUGCAAUCACCGGGUACAGUUAUCCCUAUAACAGGGACUUCAGCUGCCGCUUCGACACAUGGAAUGGCUGGAUGGGCCAGUUCUACAUCCUUGGUCUGUACGACGGAGUAUGGAGCGUGAUUUCCAGUAGCAACUACUCCGGCGGAUCCGGCCAGGCCUGCGUCGACAAGUGGACGUUUUCCAAAGCUGCCCCUGGCUACCAUAGUCUGAAGCUUAUGACCAAGCGGUGGAGGCCGCAAUGA
Vanrija pseudolonga is the source of this 510-nucleotide messenger RNA. RefSeq lists its product as uncharacterized. Bases 1 to 510 code for a protein of 169 amino acids. The record is from RefSeq and is a predicted model, not a curated record. Lineage: Eukaryota; Fungi; Basidiomycota; Tremellomycetes; Trichosporonales; Trichosporonaceae. The transcript has a single exon.